Messenger RNA from Necator americanus (New World hookworm), 279 nucleotides. RefSeq lists its product as uncharacterized. NCBI's taxonomy places the organism in Eukaryota, Metazoa, Nematoda, Chromadorea, Rhabditida, Ancylostomatidae. The record is from RefSeq and is a predicted model, not a curated record. The coding region runs from base 1 to 279 and encodes 92 amino acids. The transcript has a single exon.
AUGUGGAUGCAUCAGUCUUCAGCUGAAUCUACAAAAGACGAUGUUCAUGCGGAACGGAUGUGUCUCGGAUGCCCCAUUCACGCUCAACGGAACGGACAUAUCCGAAUGCACCAGCUACGUUUAUCUGGGUCGGGAAUUGAACAUGAUGAACGACUUGACCCUCGAGCCGGGCAGGAGGAGACGAGCGGCUUUGGGAGCAUACAAGAGCAUCGAGGAUGUAGUGAAGAAGACCAGGAACACCCGGCUCCCUCUCCGGUACCACCAUACUUCCUGCUUUGA